CCUAAAAUAUAGAGUAUUUAAAUAGUUUUACACGAUGAGUUCGAAAAAUUCGGCCCUUGCAUCACUUACCGCCACUUAUACAGAUUCCGAAAAUGAAGAAGAUCGUCGUUCCGACGAUGAUUCUCCUCAAUCCGAAGGAGGAAGUUCCGUGUCACAGAUCCGUUCCCGCCAGCAAACACCACUGCGGGAGAUGUCCGAAAGCUCUGGCACACCUGUGACCCAAACAAACACUGCUAGCCUUCCCUUCAAAUCCGCUGAACCAAGCGGUGCCAGCGACAAUGGAACACCCGGGCCUCCGCGCAAGAAAGCCCUCCGUCUCGUUAGCUACAUCGACGAUACGAUAGUUGAUACGGACGAAGAAAACAACUCGCCGGCCCGCAGCGAUCGAGAAGAACCAGUAGAAUCCGAGCACGAACCCGAACCACAGCGAAGCCCUUCGCCGGAAAAGGUAGACCGGGCGAAACUGUACGGUUUUAGCUUGCCGCCCGAACCGAAAGGCAAAUGUUCGCAGGAGCUGCAGGAUAAAAUUGCCGCACUGCACGAACGGAUGAAAAAUUCCAACAUGGACACGAACCGCAUCAUUCAGGAACGCAAAGAGUUUCGCAACCCGAGCAUCUACGAAAAGUUGAUCCAUUUCUGUGACAUCAACGAGCUGGGCACAAACUAUCCGCCCGAAAUAUUUGAUCCCUUCCAGUGGGGCAAAGAGUCAUACUACGAGGAACUGGCGAAGGCACAGAAAAUCGAAAUGGAAAAGGUAGAAAAAGCGCGCAAGGAAGCAACCAAAACGGAAAUACAGACCGGCGUCAAGCGUGUCGAUCCGGACGAGUCGAAAAAGCGCAAAUCAAAAUGGGAUCAGCCGGGCGUGCUGGGAGCGGCACCUGGUAUGCUGGGAGCGGCGGCUGCGGUCGCUAUGGUGAAUGCACUGAAACCAGCCGGCAUACUACCGCAGACGCUCACAACCACGGCUACCGGUACGAAAGGGACCGUUAUUUCAGCGUUCGGAUCACUACCAAAGAAGCCCAAGGUUUAG
This is a messenger RNA of Anopheles maculipalpis, 1030 nucleotides long. Its product is annotated as SAP30-binding protein. Gene Ontology annotation, biological process: regulation of DNA-templated transcription. The record is from RefSeq and is a predicted model, not a curated record. The transcript is spliced from 2 exons. Gene Ontology annotation, cellular component: nucleus. The coding region runs from base 35 to 1030 and encodes 331 amino acids. NCBI's taxonomy places the organism in Eukaryota, Metazoa, Arthropoda, Insecta, Diptera, Culicidae.